This is a messenger RNA of Entrophospora sp. SA101, 984 nucleotides long. Lineage: Eukaryota; Fungi; Glomeromycota; Glomeromycetes; Entrophosporales; Entrophosporaceae. The record is from the annotation of a GenBank genome assembly.
AUGCCUAAAUUUGCAUUACCAGGUGAUAAAAUCUCGCAAAGAAAAGUCAAAGUCGUUAAAGGCAAAAUGAGACAACAAGAAGAGGAAGAGAAACAAGCACAUAAUUUUAAGGUACAAUCAUUUCCUAGUGAUUCGCCUGAUGUUUUGUAUGUUUUUUUAAAAAAUAGGAAACGUGAAUCACAACCACUCCAAAUCGGUUCAUUACCACUAACAGAACCUAACCCAUUUAAACUGGUCACAGACAUUAGAGGAGAAAAGUAUCAAAGAACAUUUCAGGAAACACUUACGAAAAAUAUUCAAAAAGGCAAUGAGAAUGUUAGAUUUCAUGCUACACCAACGCCACGAAAAGAUCAUAAUGACAUGGUUUUUUAUACACCCAAAAGGUUCACCAAACUACCAACAAAUCCAAUAGAAUUUGUGUUCAAGACGGAUACGCGUGUUGUUGAACGUAGGUUAUUUGAUGAGGAGAGAAAGAAACGUGAUCAACAUGAAAAUUUUAUUAAGUUAAUGAAGUUACAAGAAGAGAAGGAACGUGUUCGAAAGGAGAUACGACGUUUGCGAAAACUCACAAUUCUUAAAGCUAGACCUAUAAGAAGAUACUUUCCAAUUAGGAUCAAACCAUCAUCAAGAAAACCAACUAAACCAAUUUCACCAUUUAUUGGUGAUAAACGACGUGCUAAAAUGAAGGCUAAUAAAAAUUUAGAUUGGAAUAAAUCUGCCACUGUACCAUCCAAGAGGAGGGAGGUAAACUGUGUGGGAAUAGUUAUAUUGCGAGACAUAAGUUGUAUUACAAUCUGGUCUAUUGAAAAGAUUUGCAUUGAAUUGUCAGUAAAUCAACAAUCACCUUUUCGUCGAGUAUUUACAUACAAAACAUCAAUUCUUGGAAUAAAAAGUCCAUUGGUCAUAUCAGGCUCUAGUUUGAACCAACGUUGGAACAGAGUGUUCACACCAGGUCUUGUAUCUCAGCCACCAAAAGAGUUUUAG